Exophiala viscosa is the source of this 1699-nucleotide messenger RNA. RefSeq lists its product as uncharacterized. Gene Ontology annotation, molecular function: DNA-binding transcription factor activity, RNA polymerase II-specific. The coding region runs from base 297 to 1361 and encodes 354 amino acids. Gene Ontology annotation, biological process: positive regulation of transcription by RNA polymerase II. The transcript is spliced from 2 exons. The record is from RefSeq and is a predicted model, not a curated record. NCBI's taxonomy places the organism in Eukaryota, Fungi, Ascomycota, Eurotiomycetes, Chaetothyriales, Herpotrichiellaceae.
CCUGAAGGACACAGUGGCCUCUAUUUGAACUCGGCUGCCUGCUCACUCUUCACCUUCGAUCUUCAACCACUCUCUCCCAACACGAAUCUCUUGUGCAGUCCAAUCCUGCGUUACCUUCUCUGUUAUUGUCCUCCACUUUUAUUCAGUCCGUGGUCCUGCCUGACCACGAUGCCUCCGCGUUAAGGAUACGUGGUCACUUGGACCGACCAUAAUAACAACCCACACGAGUCCUCCAAAUACUCUGGCAUCUAUCAUCCAUCACUCAGACUUCGCCGCCAAACCACCUCGCCGCCAUCAUGAGUGAUUCGAGCAGUGUCGUCGAUCCGUCUGUGCUAAGUGCAUGCGGCUACGAUCGGUACCCUAGUCCUUGCAGCACGCUGGAUGACCAAGAAUCGAGCCAACCCCCCUCAGAUCAGCCUAACAAGAAGAAGCGGAAGGCAUGGGGACAGCCAGUACCAGAAAUCAAGCAGAUCCUCCCUCCACGUAAACGAGCCAAGACGGCAGAGGAGAAGGAACAGAGAAAGAACGAAAGAAUUCUACGAAACAGAAGAGCUGCCGACAAGUCUCGACAGCGCCAGAAGGCGGCCGUGGCUGAACUCGAAGUCCGGCAACAUCGCAUCGAACAAGAAAACGCCUCGUUGCGAGAACUCUUGUGUCGCUACCAGUCGCGAUUCGGUGUCCAGUCCGACUUCCCAACCCCAGUCCCAGCUGAAGAGUCGGCUGUUCCCGACCUAGACUCAGGCUCCUCGCCAUCAGACAUGAAGAGCAAUGUACCAUUAACACCCUCGGAAUACCAAACCCCCGAACCUCAAUCCAAUCAUCCCACCCUCGUCCACUCGGACGAUACGACUCCCGUCAAGCACGAGUCACCAGUUCUGGCGCCUCAGCUGAACAUCAUCAACGAACACUACGAUGAUGCGCAGGCCAGUUCGAUGCACGCGUAUCAAAGCUUCCCCACCGUCUCCGGUUUGACACAAUAUCCUGCAGUGUCAACCGGAGACAUGGGCUAUAAAGCUGCCUGCGUUCCCAUCCAGCCAGAUGACCAACUUUGGGCUCAGCUACCUCCUACAAAUCUUUCAGACUUUGACGAUAUUUCAAACCUUCUCAACGACAACGCUCUUGCCGAUCUGCAAUCUCUUCCGGAUUUUGGCACAGAAAUUGUCCACGACCUCGACGGAACAGGAUUUUUCGACAAUCCUCUCCAACUUCCCUCUAAUUCAUUCUUUGAUUUCGAUGCCUUCGACACCGACCAGACCUGCGGUCUUCCGCAUGAAGCUUCUGAGCCGACUCCUAGCAUGCAGCCCACACAUGGCGCGCCUAUUACUGGCAGCGACAGACCGGGCUUUGCAGCAAGUAGUUAGCGAGGAUGGUUUCGCCGAGGACCCAGAUCGUCGGUGGACAUGGUCGAGUCUAAUGACCAUCAAGUGGACGAUAUUGAGGUUAGAGAAGGAACAUCGGAAGAUACGACGUCUGGUUUGGAUGACAUCGGAGGAAGUCUCGGAUGCCAAUGUAAUGGUGGGCGUUGAUCACAAAGCGGUAGCCAGGAAUUCACAGCUUUGGCAUGGCACGAAAGCAAAUUGUACGAAUAUCAUAGAUGACGGUGGUUGGGUUCAAGUACAGGAGGUUCAUUAAUCGACCCCAGCUUUGGGUGCCUAGGUAGACAUAUUGAAUCAAAAGCCUGAUUUCACGAAUCAUGUCU